Molecule: messenger RNA, 1425 nt
Organism: Dipodomys ordii (Ord's kangaroo rat)
Lineage: Eukaryota; Metazoa; Chordata; Mammalia; Rodentia; Heteromyidae
Gene: Galntl5
Product: polypeptide N-acetylgalactosaminyltransferase-like 5
Exons: 8
Coding region: 1-1362 (453 amino acids)
Biological process (GO): spermatid development
Cellular component (GO): Golgi apparatus
Source: RefSeq, a predicted model, not a curated record
AUGAGAAGCCUCAUCCUGUAUGGUUUAUUCUACACGUCCCUCACAUUUGGGGUCUGGACAGCGCUGUUAUUUGCAUAUUUCCAUCACAGUCAUGUGAGCAGAGAGUCGAACAAAAUCCAGGAGCCUUCAUCGUUUUUGUCCCUUGGGAAAAAGGAGUACCACCAGCUAGUGAGGACCACAGAGCGAACGCCAGAACAGCAUGCCAGAGACCGCCAUCUGGACAGAGACAGACCCAGACGCAGGAUAUUCCCGCCUAUGUCACAAACGAAGUUUAACUUUUCCAACCCAGAACAUCUUAAUGAACUCUCAACGUAUGGAUUUAAUUCCAUCUUCAGUAGAAGACUGGGAGGCAUGAGAGAGGUCCCCGACACCAGGGAUAAAAAAUGUUAUCAUAAGAAUUAUCCGGUUCAUCUGCUUACUGCCAGCGUGAUCAUUUGCUUCCACAAUGAAGAAUUUAACGCCUUGCUCCGGACCGUGUCCAGCAUCCUACACCUCACUCCACCCUACUUCCUUCAAGAAAUUAUUUUGGUAGAUGACAAGAGCGAAUUUGAUGACUUGCAAGGAAAACUCGAGUAUCACCUGGAAGUUUUCCAGAGGAAUAUUAAAUUAGUGAGGAACAAGAGACGAGAGGGGCUGAUUCGAUCGAGGCUGAUUGGAGCUGAUUCUGCCACAGGGGACGUCUUGGUGUUCCUGGACAGCCACUGCGAGGUGAACCGAGUGUGGCUGGAGCCUCUGAUGGCGGCCAUUGCCGAGAACCACCAUGUGGUGGUGUGUCCGGUGAUCGACGUCAUCGACACCAUGACCCUGGAGUACAGGCCCUCUCCCCUCGUGCGCGGGGCCUUUGACUGGAACUUGCAGUUUCAAUGGGACACUGUUUUCUCUUAUGAGAUGGACGGACCCGAUGGACCCACCAAGCCAAUCCGGUCACCUGCAAUGGCAGGAGGGAUUUUUGCUAUACACAGGCUUUAUUUUUAUGAAAUCGGACAGUAUGACAAGGGCAUGGAACUUUGGGGAGGAGAAAAUGUGGAGAUUUCGUUGAGGAUUUGGAUGUGUGGAGGCCAGCUCUUCAUCAUUCCUUGCUCCCGCGUUGGGCACAUCAGUAAGAAGCAUCUGGAAAAUAGCCUGGCCAUCAAGAAAGCCAAGCUGCGGAACUCCCUGAGAGUGGCCCACGUGUGGCUGGAUGAGUACAAGGACAAUUUUUUCCUUCAAAAUCCUUCUUCGAGACACACAAAAUAUGGCGAUAUUAGUGAACGGGUUGAACUGAGGAAACGAUUGCGCUGCAAGUCUUUCCAGUGGUAUCUGGACAGUCUCUUCCCAGAUCUGGAGGCAUUCAUGAGCAAAGAAAGAGAGGAAAUAAAAUAAUUUUCAUGAAUAAAAGGUGAAAACAUCCUCUAGUCCCUCAACACAGUGGCAUCAGAGAACAAG